Molecule: messenger RNA, 11554 nt
Organism: Apodemus sylvaticus (European woodmouse)
Lineage: Eukaryota; Metazoa; Chordata; Mammalia; Rodentia; Muridae
Gene: Camk4
Product: calcium/calmodulin dependent protein kinase IV
Exons: 11
Coding region: 217-1614 (465 amino acids)
Biological process (GO): protein phosphorylation
Molecular function (GO): calmodulin binding; calcium/calmodulin-dependent protein kinase activity; ATP binding
Source: RefSeq, a predicted model, not a curated record
GCCGGCUGGCGGUGGCUCCGGGUUCCCCUGCGCUGGUGCUCGCGGUCUCAGCAUCUCCGCCCGCCCUCGCUCCCGAGCGCGGAGGCGAGCCGCAGCCCGGCGCGGCGGUGGGCGUGUGCGCGCUGAAGGACGCCUCCUCUUGCUCCUGUGUUGCAGGCGGCGGCCGGCGGCUCCAGCUCGGGCAGCGGCGGCGUCUUCCGGAGUCCCGCGGCGAAGAUGCUCAAAGUCACGGUGCCCUCCUGUCCCUCCUCGCCCUGCUCCUCGGUCACCGCCAGUACUGAGAACCUCGUCCCGGAUUACUGGAUCGACGGCUCUAACCGGGAUCCUCUGAGCGAUUUCUUCGAGGUGGAGUCAGAGCUGGGACGGGGUGCUACCUCCAUUGUGUACAGAUGCAAGCAGAAGGGGACCCAGAAGCCCUAUGCUCUCAAAGUGUUAAAGAAAACAGUGGACAAGAAGAUCGUGAGAACCGAAAUAGGAGUUCUCCUGCGUCUCUCACACCCGAACAUCAUAAAACUCAAGGAAAUAUUUGAAACCCCCACAGAAAUCAGCCUGGUCCUUGAACUGGUUACAGGAGGAGAACUGUUUGACAGGAUUGUGGAGAAGGGAUACUACAGUGAGCGUGACGCGGCUGACGCUGUGAAGCAGAUCCUGGAGGCUGUCGCUUACCUGCAUGAAAAUGGAAUUGUUCAUCGAGAUCUCAAACCAGAGAAUCUUCUUUAUGCAACUCCAGCCCCUGAUGCACCGCUCAAAAUUGCUGAUUUUGGACUUUCAAAAAUCGUGGAACAUCAAGUGCUCAUGAAGACAGUGUGUGGAACCCCAGGGUACUGCGCACCUGAGAUUCUCCGAGGCUGUGCCUAUGGACCUGAGGUGGACAUGUGGUCUGUUGGAAUCAUCACCUACAUCCUACUUUGUGGAUUUGAGCCUUUCUAUGAUGAACGAGGUGAUCAGUUCAUGUUCAGGAGAAUUCUGAAUUGUGAAUAUUACUUUAUCUCCCCCUGGUGGGAUGAAGUGUCUUUAAAUGCCAAGGACUUGGUCAAAAAACUUAUUGUUUUGGAUCCCAAGAAACGGCUGACUACAUUUCAAGCCCUCCAACACCCGUGGGUCACAGGUAAAGCGGCCAACUUUGUCCACAUGGAUACUGCUCAGAAGAAGCUUCAAGAAUUCAACGCUCGGCGCAAGCUUAAGGCAGCAGUAAAGGCUGUGGUGGCCUCUUCUCGGCUGGGAAGUGCCAGCAGCAGUCACAGCAACCUUCAGGAAGGCCACAAGGCCAGCUCAGAUCAACCCUCGACCCAAGAUGCCAAGGACAACACAGAUCUUCUGGGAAAGAAAAUGCAGGAGGGUGACCAAGUGGCAGCUGAGGCACCAGCCCAGGAGAUGAAGGCGCUGCAGUCCGAGGAGGGGAAGAAAGAUACGGAUGUAAAAGAGGAGACUUCCAGAAUGGUGCCUCAGGAGCCGGAGGAGGAUGGGCUGAAGACAGAUGACCUGGAAGUAAAAAGGGGUUCAGGGGAGAAGCUGAAGAGUGUGGAAGAAGAAACGGACCCCGAAGCUGAGGAGGAAGCCCCUGCAGAGGGGCUUGGGGUUCCACAGCAGGACGCGAUUCUGCCAGAGUACUGAGCGGGCUUCCUUUAGGUCCAGAGGCCGACCCCAGCAUUUUAUGAACUUUGUCCUUCAGCAAGGUGGGGGAGCAUGAAAUGCACUAUAGUGAUUCUGUUUUGAGGUGCAAAAAAAAAACCAUAUAUACCAGUUGGUAACCCUAAUGUCAGUGCAUGUGUUUGCUUUAUGAAAUAAUGUUUUCUACGGCAUGUAAUGGAUACCUAAUACCGAUGAGUUAAAUUUGAAAUUUCUAGCAAGCCACACGACACUUAAAAAAUCAUUCUCAGCCUUUGGUGGCGCAUUCUGAAGUGAAAUGGCAAAUGGACUUUGGAAGCGUAGGCAUCCUAGGUCUCUAGAUGUCUUCAGAGAGGACAAUUCCUUUGAACUCAGCUAAAGCCAGCUGGAGUUUCAGGACACAUUGCCAUGACUUUGCAAAUACUUCCAGUGGGAACGGCCCAGCAGGCUGUUAUAAAAAUAGGCCAUAGAUGGUUAUAAAAAAAUACCUGUAAAGCGUGCAAAAAUAUCCGUGCACAGUGUUGGGAAGCUGAAGCACUCUUACAAGGCUCUGGGUCCACAGUCCCCUCAAGUGUAUGCAGAGAAUGUCUUAGUUUUUAGUCCACUAUAUAAGAAUACCCAAAAUGCUCAUCAUAAAAUUCUGCCAGUUUACAAUUCUUGGGAAACUAUUUUUUAAACUGUGCCACUCCUUUCCUUUACCUUGUCUUUCAAAUAAAAUGUCUCCGCAGAGUAUAAAAUCUAGGAAAGAAGAAGAAAUUUAAAUAAAAUGAGAUAGAAUUAGGCUGUAGAUGUGCCAAGGUUAACUCCUUUCCAUUUCUCACAAAAUUCUGCAUCUGUAAACUUAUGCGAUAUUUUGCAUAUCAGAACAAUUUUCUAAAUACACUCUGCAAGUAGCAAGUUUCAAGUUUUGGAAAAGUACAAAUUGCACAAAUCGAUGCCAAAAUGUCUGAAUCUUAUAACAAUACACUCAAUAGUUAGAUUGCUUACGUUGUUAGAGUAAGGAAAUGGUAGCAGAAGGCUAGUCCCCUCCAACUAUGUAGACAGUGUUACUGUUCGUAAGCUUAAAGUUCACUAUGAAAGCUAGGAGCUUUCCCAAUGGAAGGGGCCACACACUUUAUAAUGUGGAAUAUAUGCCAAGAAAUUUAGCAUAGCAUAAACUUUUAUUUGCCUUAAAAAUAAGCAAAACCAAAAAUAAAAUAAAAACACAUCUUGAACCAGACCUCGGGGAGGGCACAGCAUUAGACCUUAGUUAGCAUGAUUUUUCUCUCAGAAUAAAUUUUUUGGGGGGGGGGUCACAAAAAUCAUACUAAAUCCAUUACCUCAAAUUUUGGGUUUGAGUGAAAAUGAGCACUUUAUCAAAAUAACUGUUUAAUAUUUUGUGUGGGGUUUCUUGAUUUAAAAAAACAUAUUACUUUUGAAGUCCAAAGGUGGGGCAAGAAGAAUGAAUAGCACAGAUUUUUUUCAUUAAACUAAUAAUUUUCCCAGUUAGACUGGGAACUGACAGUAGAUCUGGGUUCUCCAGGCUGUUGGGGUGUCAGCACUUCAGCAUGUCAAGCACAAACCUCUGACAGCUCUUGGGGAAGGAGACCAUGUGGGGCUUUGAGCAUUUUGUGAUUUGGGUCCUUGACAGGCAGCUGACUGGGAGGGCAUCAUCUGACCAGGGCCAUUCUUUUCUCUUUGAUUUUAAUUGACAGUGUUUAUGCUUUAUGUUCUUCCUUCCUCUUUAAUUUCUCCCUCUUGAAACUCAUUCUGAGUGUCAUAAAGGGCUCCCUAGUUUUAACCUUUAAGAAUGCUUCGUUAAGAUUUCCACUUAGGAAGAGCAAUUCCCUGGUGUAAUUUUCCUCAUCAUAUUUACCAUCUGUGAGUAAAAACACAUGUGAGUGUCCCAUCCAUGGGAAGAUCGAAGAAGACUGGGGGGGCGGGGUCUCGUUAGAAGGUGGCAGUUAAAUAUCUAAACAUAUCAUCGCUCAGACCCAACCCAGGUCUUUCUUCAUCCCAACAUGGGCUGAGUGCCUUGACUGACCCUGUAGACUAUAAGAAGAGCAUUAGAGAUGCCAAGGCCCCGUGCAUCUCAGAGUCAGCCGCUUAAAUGACUGUACCUCCUCCCUUCUUGGUGGUACUCAAGAGUUCUAGCACAAUUCCCUCCCUCUCUUUUAUGACCUGCACCCUUCACUAAUUAAACAUCAUGAGCAAGUUUCAGUUGCAACUGGUAUACUAAAGAGUAAGUCCUGCCAAUCCUUGCAAAGGACUAAGUUCUUUCACUCAAAUCAUUCAAAGAUUCCCUCCAAGCAUAUAUACCAUUUUAAAAGAACAAUCAGCAUUUAUAUUGCUUGUUAAAAUUAUAUUAUCUAUUUCAAAGAUUACUUAAAGGAAGACAGUCUUCAUUUGAAAGAACAUUCUAAUAUUACUCUGAAUCAGGAAUUGUCUUUGAUAGGGUUUUAUUCCUGUGAAAGAGACACCAUGACAUAACCAAAGCAAAUCUUAUAAAGAAAAACAUUUAAUUGGUUCUGGCGCACAGUUUCAGAGAUUCUGUCCAUUAUCAUCAUGGCAGGAACCAUGGUAGCAUCCAGGCCAGUAUCGUGUUGGAGAAGGGGCUGAGAGUUCUACAUCUUAAUCCAAAGGUGGUAGCAGGGGACUGACUGGCACACACUGACCAGAUUUAAGCAUAUAUAUAUAAGAUAUCAAAGCCCCGCCUCCACACUGACUACCUUCCCCUAAUAAGGCUACACCUCUUUCAAUAAAGCCAUACCCUAAUAGUGCCACUUCCCAUGGGGCAAGCAUAUUCAAACCACCACAGUAAUAUAGUCACAAAGCAAAACAAUUUUUUAAAAAUCAACAAAUAAAAUUUGCAUUUAAGGGAUGACAGUUACAAGGUGGUGGAAGGCAGAGGUAGGUAGAUCUCUGAGUUCAAGGUCAGCCUUGUCUAAAGAGAGAGUUCCGAGACAUUCAGGGUUACAAAAAGAAACCCUGUAUCACCAAAAGGAAAAAAGUUACAUUUAUUAUUGGGUUUAAUUUCAUGAUCAGGCACAUAGCAUAAGGGUCUUCCCACUCCCCCCCCAGAGGACAGUUGCAAUUAUUUCCCCUAUCUAGAAAGUCCACCUGUGCUUGUAGUGAGUUUCUCAAACUUUUAGCCUUCUUGCCACAACAGCACAUAGAGAUUAGAAUAGAAUGGUUACAAAAUUAUCCACUGAAAUAAGUGCUUAUAUUAAAAAGUUUAAUAAGGUACACAUGUAAAAAAAAAUCUCAGACAAGGUUUUAUUACGUAUCCCAGGCUGGCCUGAUUUCAUUUUGCAGCCCAGACUGACCUGAAACUCACACAGUGAUCUUCCUGCCUCAGCUCUCCAGGGACCUGGGGUUAUAAGCAUAUGCCAUCAAUCCCAUAGCCAUGGUGUAGCUCUAAAUUUUCUAUUAGCUACCUUCUAAAAAAAUACACAGUAUACACAUAUUAUUACAUCAAAAUUAAAAUUAAUAAGAUAAUUUGAACAGAUUUUAUACUGUUUCUAAAUUAGCAGUUUAAGCAUGUUUACAUUGGGUGGUCAUGGGCCACAUUAAGCCAGUGGUUCCUAUGGUAGAUGCACUGGUCUAGUCUAGAGCACUUUUCUUCUGAGUAGAGUGAGACUUGAGUUUCUAUGGUCAGAUCUGAGCUGACUUAGUUUUCUACAUUGGUAAAUUGGUGAGCAGCUAAAAUACAAAAAAAAUGCACAUAAAUUCUGGCUAUUCCUGGACAUGCGUUGUCUUAAAGAAGUGACCUGUGUUAUUACAUCAAAGUAACAAUUCCUUAGGCAUUGUCAAAGUGUAUGUACUGGUCAGAGUCCAGCUUAUCCCCAUUUGGCUCUGGAAACCUGACUGUACCCCAGUUUUCCUGAAUACUGCCAGAGAGCCAACAGAAUUCCCAAUUACUGUGGGCCCACCGUGUGUCACCACUGAGCUGCCCAUCCACAGAAUCCAGUCCCUAGAGACUGAACUAAGAUUGACAUCAUCCUCAUGCUGCAGGCAACCUUUCUAGAAGCCUCCUGGAAAAUGCAGUUGUAUGGUGGAUAUGUUACGAUGGUGGCGAUAUGACAGAUACCCUGAGAAUGGGACUACCAUCACGUCUGGCAUUUGUAAAACCUCACACAAGGAAUUGGUUAACACUGCCACUGACAGAUUUUUUUAAAAAGCACUUUUGGAAAUAUCCUAAUCAUUUUAUUGGCAGAUUUAUAAAGAGCAGCUUGACCGUUAAAAGGACCUUGUUGCCUGCCAUUUGAUAUCUUGUAAUGAAGAAUGUUCAGCAUUUUUUAUUGGCUAUUUCCAAUAUCAUACACAAUUGUGGACUACCUACAGGUUGAAGCUUCAAAGAGCCAUUGGACUUCAUGGUUCAUUGUUUAUUACACAGAAACAUCUGGCUGCAUUUCAAAUUGGAAAAAGAAAAACAACACCAGGAGAGAGAACAUACUUCUACUUUAGAAUUGUUCUUACAAAGCCAAACAAAAAAGUUUAAAGAGGUCAUCAACGUGAAUUAGCACUAGGCUCAUACACAGCAGUCAGUUGCAGGAUGAUGCCAUUGUGUGAUUGUGAAGUCCUCCGUCUGGCUCUCGAGGUCUUUUUGAGACAGCACAACGUUUCCAGACAUUACUUAUGUAAUGAGAUUUGUAAUAUCUUUGUAAUUACUGUCCAUUAGCUCAUACUCCAAUUUCCUUAAUGUUUUCCACUGAUACAUUACCCAUCAGCAUCAUUGCUGACAUUUGAGCACUUACCAGUUGAACACUGCUGAAGGUUAGAUCAUGUGUCUGCAGUGUUUAACAUGCAAAUAGAGUUCUCUGUUGGUGUUUAUAGCCGCAUGAUGAAAAUGUACAAAAUUUCCUACCUAAAAAUUUUAAGGCAUUUUACUUUCUUAUAAAAAGGUGGUUCUCUAGUUUCUUGAAAGUAAAGGUAGGAUAGAGGGGGAGGAGGAAGAGAGGGAGAGAGGGAGGGGUGGAGAUACAUAUAUUAGUAACACACCCAGUGCUGCAAUGAUCAGGAAACUUCCCAUUUCUUCUUUGCAUUCAAAGACAAGCUUCUUCAUUCCUCCUUGGGAAUAUGACCUGAGGUCAAAUAACUCAGUCCAAUCAUUUUUCACUUACCUUGGAAAGCAGUAGCAAACAAUUUAUGAUUGGUUAAAAUCAAUUUUCAUAAAUGAUCUGUGACAGAUUCAGAAAGGCUUGACGCUAUCUGUUCUCAGGCAUCUGGCCCAGGAGUCUAGGGAAAGGUCAAAACUGUGCCAUGAAACCAGCCUUCCUGACAAUAUUGCAGGAAUCAGCCUCAAAGAUUCCCCAGCAUCUGACCUAGUUAGACUCAAAGUACAGACCUCCCAUGCUCUGAAGGGCUGAACAUCUCUUUAAAUACUCCACUGUUCUUGACCAAUGGUAGGAAAAAUGGAAUUCUGCCAAUCACAUUUCUUUGUGUAGGUUUAUCCCACAUGUCCCAAGUCAGAGUUUUGUUUUAUCCAUCCAGACAUCAGCCUCACUUUGGAAAUGUCCUUUAAGUUCUGGGAGGAACAGCUGAGCAAUUAUAAGAAUGCAAAAUCACGCUGUUCAUAAUUAUCUUCAUUGUAUUUUGAAGAUUGACUUGAAAGACCCAUGGAUAUAGAUAUUUAAAUCCAAUUUAAUAUUUGCUUUGAUUCAUUGUGCUGAUGAUGACAGAUAUUUAAUCUUCAGUCAAGUUGAAUAAUCUUAUUUUCCACCUAAAAGGUUACUUCAAGAGUCUCAAAGAGGCUUCAUGUCUUUGAAACUGUUUAUUGAAGCUAUCUCCAAAUUAUGAUAGUUAUGGAUGAUAAAAGUCUUCUAGAUGUGUGUUUCCUUUGUCCUGUCUUUGAAAUAAGAAUAAUAACACAUUUUAUAUGUGACACUAAUAUGACCAUAAUUUGAAAAUUAUCAUUGCAUGGUGCCUACUUUUAACCAAACCUGUUUUAUAUGCCUGGUUAACCAUCUGUAUAUUAGUAUAACUAAUAUACAAUUGUAUUGGUUACACUAAAGGGUAUAUUCAUAAUUGAUGUCUCUUCUGGCCAUGGUAUUCUCAGUUUCAGUAAUAUUUUAUGACCAACUAUAAACCAAGAGAUUUUCUAAAUUUUAAGUUCUUUGGUUGAAAUUGCACAGAAGAACUCUGCCAUUCUGUGCCCAACAGAUACUGUUUUUCUCCUUAAAAUCUGUAAACAUCUCCCGAGUUUGGUGGCUGGGAACAGUGACUUGAGUACAGACAAAUCCAAUGACAGAAAGUUAGAAACACAUGGGCUGUCAGAGCGAUGUUUUAAGUUAAUAAUCAUACCAGUUUGUAUUCCAAUCAUAUUUUUUAAUAUCUGGUUAUUGAGAUACAUAUAUAUUCUCUAGUGAUAACUACCAUGACCAAAAACAACGUGGAGGAGGAAAAGAUCUGUUUUAUCUUAGAGGUUCCAGUCUAUCAUGAGGGAAAGCUACAUCAGGAACUCAGGAUAGGCACCUGGAGGCAGAAUGUGACACAGAAAGCAUGAGGAAUACUGUUCCCUGGCUUCCUUCUCCAGUCUGCUCAGCUCUUACACAGCCCAGGCCCCCUGCCUAUGGAUGGUACCGCCCACAGUGGGCUGGGCCCUUAUAUCAAUUAGUAAUCAAGGAAAUGACAAACAGCAAAGCCCAAAGGUCAGUCUGACCAGGUCAGUCACUAAUCUAGACUCCCUUUGGGGAUGUGUCAGGCUAACAUCUGAAGCUAACUAGGGCAUCUAAAACUACACACAUUUAAAAACUUUUCCCAUAGGGUUCUCCAAAGUACUAAAUUUAAAUCCCCCAAAACAGUUUUCAGGACUCAGGUAAGCUAGAGUUUAAAGAGCAAAUCUUAAUUAAGGACUUAGUUUACUAUUGUGAUUAACUCAAACAGUUUCUAUUUGCAAGCUACUAGAAUAGCACAAAAUAUUUUCAACAGAAGACCAUAUGAUCUAUAUCACCUAAAAUGUCUAUCUGGCCCUUUAUAGGAAAAUCAAGACUUAGAUUUUCAUUGCCCAUCAUGCCUUGUGAUGACCUUUAGGAAUCCAUUUUCCACACUGUAGCAUUUUUUUGCCUUGGUUAGGUUCUCUCAUUUGCUCCUUAGAAGUUAGGUGAGCUUUGUUUCAUGUUUGUAAAUGGUCUCACAAUUGUGUAGGAGGCAAAACUUAAAAUCUCCAUGUAGAACAAAAAAUGUGGAGUUAUGUUAUUUCUAAAGAAGGAAAUUAGUCUGGCUUGAGCUAAAGGUUCAGAUUCCUCAUUGUUUGAACAUGUUAUAGAAACUUUCAAAAACACAUGAAUUGACAGAAAACCAUCACCGACAUUGGCUCGUGUAAACGUCAUGCCCUAUUGCUUACAAACUUUGGAUGAGCGUCCGUUGGCUCGGAGCCUCUAAAUGCAAUGAAACGAUUUCUAGAAAUUGGAUUUUUCACUAACCUUUAGGAAAUGCCAGCGUUUCAGGGAAUACAGCCACCUUUAUUUUGAAAGGAAAGGCUGCUUUCCUUUACCCAUGAUUCUCCAACUUCUGUAGCUCUUGUGUGAAAGAGCCUUUAGUACAUACUUUUCUGGCAAAUUUAGAAACCCAAGAAGAGCCCUCUAGUCUAUUUCUCCCUUGACAAAUUACCCAUUCCAGAAUAUCUGCCUUGAGGAACCAAGAAACACACUUAUGAGGGAACUUUUGACAUUUGUGACUUUCAGUUUGACUGUCAACUUUGUCACCACAAAGGUCACAAAUGAGAUACUGAGUAAGAGACCUUUUAUCGGCCUGUCAUUGGAAAUAGCUACAAUUACUAGCAUAUUCUCUUUCUUAAACAGUUGCAGCAAUCAGUAAGACGGUAUAGCCACUGGGAUGUUACGGAAUAUGGGAACAAAUGACAGUCGUUUCCUGAGCCUCGGUGGUUGGCAAGGGUAGGAGACAGACUGCUGGAAAGAGAGAGGGCGAGGUCACUUAGUACUAGGAUUCCACAUUCUUUUCUGCCAAUCUUCUAGGGCAGCUCGGGUUGAGGGCAGUUAUCGAUAUACUUCGAACCUUAAAAUGAGUAGGUGAAAAUUAGUAUCUAAUUCUCCUCUCAGAAAUGCAAUAGCAUGGCUUAGAGGAUAUUUGGCCUAUGUGGAAGGCCAGCUUUUAAGGGUAUGAUUCACUAACAACAAAAGCUUCGUAGAAAUAGACCAUUCCAGGAACUCUUUUCCCAUAGUAAAAUUUCACUGACAAGUCCUUCCUUGCAAUACAGGAGUCAGAGAUGUCUUAGUUGAGGAGAAAGGGCAAGCAACCACACAUAUCCUGUGCUGAAUACCCAGAGAUGGUAAGCUCUCGAGGGUAGGAAAGGGGAAAUCGGUCUCAUGCCAAGAAUGUGCAAGGAAAGCCUCACAGGAACACAGCUAAUUCUGAAGGAUGCACCAACCUUUAAGGUUGAGAUGGAGAGAAAGGACAUGUUCAACUAAGGAAUAGCCAGUCCAGGGUGGAGACGCACACACCAAGGAGGAGAUUAGCACGCGAUGAGGAAGGCUGAGAGACCCAGCGGAGCGUUAUGCGGUGUGGAGCAGGCUCAGAUCUCAUCUGAGUUCCUUGCUUUCUUACUCUGGACAGACACAAGUGGAGCCCUUCUGCAGAGGGCCUGCCCCUGCUCCUUGACUAGCCUCCUGGUACAUAGCUAAUGGGAUAAAAGUCAUUCACCAUAUUGAAGAUGUGUUUGCAACUCCACAGCUAAUCUUCAGACCUCAAGCUUGUCCUGCCAGGUUUUAAACUCUUCACUUUUCUGUCCAGUGUCUAUAAUAUAUACAUUUAUAAGUAUAAAUUAUAUAAAAUCUAAAGUCUUUAUUAUAUCUCUUAUUGGAGGCACUAUUUUUCCAUUCAUCUUCAAGACACUUUUUUAAAAUUUCCCAUUAGAAUUAUAUUUCACUGUGACUACUCUGGCUUGUACAUCUUUGCUUAUUUCUCAUGAUGUUUGUGGAUAGUGGAUGGCUACAUUACUCCAGGAUAAAUGAAAUGAGGAGAGGUAGAGAAAAAGAGAGAAAUAUCUUAGUUGAGAGAGGGGAAGAUGCUAAAAAAUAAAGAUAGUGUUAGGACAGAACACUAUCCUAGGUUAGUGGGCACUAAGAAAGGAACACUGGCUAUGAGGGCUCAGGUGGCAUUAUCUGAGAUGUUCUUGUUGACACUUUGUCAGAUAUGAAAUUUACAUCGAUGGCUGUUGAAAGCUUUUCAUAUUAAUGAGACUUAAUUUGUUUCAAUAACAGCAUGGAAGAGUAUAGAAUACCAUCACAUGAAAGAAACCCAGACUUUGAGAAGUCUGGAUCACAACUCAUUAACCCAAAGCAAGAGGUUGUAUGACUUGGAGGAGAAAGUAUUGAAUACCUUAAUUUACACAGCUAAGACUAUAGUUGGCUUUUUCACUUUCUAACACCAAGUCGUAAGAGGGAGCUGUGAACAUUUCAUUUUCUAAAUGUGUCAAAAUGGUGCUAUUGAUUCCUUAAUACAAAGAUAGAAUUAUAAUAUUUUUAGGUAAGUCCAGCUUAGAUAUAAAUGUAAAUACAGAAAAUGUUUGCAAAGCAUUCAACAGAAACAUGUCCAUUUGCUGACGGUUGAGGUACUGUGUUCUUUAGUGUGGGUGACUGACCUGAGUUUGCGAUUUCUACUAAGGGAAACAGGGACAGCUAUUGGCUCUAUCUCAACUGCCAAAAAUCUCCAACAUUUGACCACUCACUAAGUUCUCCUUGGACGCAGGCUGGACAGUCCAAUUCUAGGAUUAAGUAUGCUCGCUUGGUGAUAGUAGGGGUGUUGCCCAAGGACUUGAAGGUUGUGUGCUGUGAGCAAAGCCAAUGCUGCCAGACAAACUACAGAGACUGACCUUAGUGAGGGCCAAUGCAACUGAGUUCACCCAGACUGUCAGAACACACCAAAGGAAGCUACCCAGUACCUUGAAACUGGUCAAUCUGUAAAGAAUUUGCAUGUGCAAUGUGACAAUAAAUCAUCUAAGAGCCCA